AUGUCUGCUGAUUCCCAUCUUCGAGUAGCGGCAGACACCGACAGGGGCUGGGCUGCUCAGGAGCUCCAUGCCCCUCUGCAUGCAGCGCACCUACAUCACGGUUCUGCAGACUGCCUCUGUGGCCUUAACCUCCCUCACCCCUCUGUGGUCCUCCUCCACGUUCUCCGGCAUCCCCCUCUUCCCCCUCUGAGCGCUCAGCUCCUCAUUCUCCUCUCGGGCUCCCGCCAUCGCGUCCAGCUGUGGCCCUCACAGGGCGCGCUCGCUGGCUCUCACCUGCCAGGUCCCUGGCCUCAGGACGACAGCCAGCAACAACACAUUCCCUACAUGAGGGACAAAGCGACGCAGACCCCCAGGGCCUGGGCAGAUGAGAGGAGGAGGGGCUCUCACAAACGCUCGGCCUCCUGUGGGAGCACCGACCAGCUCAAGGAGAUUGCCAAAUUGCGUCAGCAGCUUCAGCGCAGCAAACGCAGCAGCCGCCAUCGGAGGGACAAAGAGCGCAAAUCCCCAUUCAAUGGCAGCCACACCAUCAUCCAGUCGCAGUCGCCUAUGCCCAAGACCAUCCUGAUCCCCAUCCCUAUAUCCAAGUCAUCGGCCCCUCGGUUCCGCAACAGCGUCGAGGGCCUCAACCAGGAGAUUGAACGCAUCAUCAUCCGAGACACCCCGGAGAAGGAUGAGACCAUCGUUCCACAGGAUGUCCCAGAUGGACAUCGUGCACCCCCGCCCGUCCCCCCACAGCGCAGCAGCAGCACCCGCAGCAUCGACACACAAACUCCCUCGGGGGGCGGCCUGAGUGGUAACCAUAGCAACUGCAGUAGCCGUCCCGACUCCAUCUCACCCUCCUACCUCACCGUCCUCAAUGACACGGGUGGAGGCAGCCCCUAUGAGGACAAAGAGCUGGGCCCCUGCUCCCCGCUGCCAAAAUACGCCGCCUCUCCCAGACCCAACAACAGCUACAUGUUCAAGAGAGAACCUCCAGAGGGCUGCGAGAAGGUCAAAGUGUUCGAGGAGUCCAUGCCCAAACCUCUGCAGGAGAUCCCUCCCUUCCUGUGUCCUGACCGCAACAAGGUCAACUUCAUCCCCAACAGUGGCUCUGCCUUCUGCCUCGUCAGCAUCCUCAAGCCCUUACUCCCCGCCCCGGACCUCAACUUUCGCCCCGGGGUGGGCCUCCGAAGCCUGUCCCCAUCCCUCGUGCCUCUGUCCACCCAGCCCUGCCUCUUGGAGGAGCCUGAGAGCUUCUGA
Molecule: messenger RNA, 1239 nt
Organism: Stegastes partitus (bicolor damselfish)
Lineage: Eukaryota; Metazoa; Chordata; Actinopteri; Pomacentridae
Gene: fam117ba
Product: family with sequence similarity 117 member Ba
Exons: 9
Coding region: 1-1239 (412 amino acids)
Source: RefSeq, a predicted model, not a curated record